Messenger RNA from Physcomitrium patens, 1517 nucleotides. RefSeq names its product electron transfer flavoprotein subunit alpha, mitochondrial. Gene Ontology annotation, biological process: fatty acid beta-oxidation using acyl-CoA dehydrogenase. Gene Ontology annotation, molecular function: flavin adenine dinucleotide binding; electron transfer activity. Lineage: Eukaryota; Viridiplantae; Streptophyta; Bryopsida; Funariales; Funariaceae. The record is from RefSeq and is a predicted model, not a curated record. Gene Ontology annotation, cellular component: mitochondrion.
UUUCUCCGCUCAAAUUGUUUUUCAAGGCAGAUCUCAUGUCGAGCCGGUAAUCAAAUCGCUCAUGGGACUCGCUUGUGAUGUCUUGUCUCCUGAUCAUCUUUUAUGCAGAAUCAGUGACUUCUUAUUAUAUUUCUGUUUAUCUUCUUUGUGAUUUUCUGCGUGGGAAGAAUUGCAUACUUUCCGACGCCGCCCAAGCGAACCUCGAGAGCCCAGAAUUUGUUAUUGAAGAGAGUUCAGGGGAUGCGAGGUUCGCUACUGGUCAGUGAAGUGAUAUUUAGAGGUCCUUUGUGAGAGGAGGCACGAAUACACCAUGGCAGUAAUUAGAUCUGCGACCCGAAAAUUGCUGAGCAGUCGAUGCUGGCUCUCGACCACCCUCAACGUGCUUCAUGUCCGCCUUGCCAGCACUUUAGUAGUGGCGGAGCAUGAUGGUGGCAAAUUGAAAGACUCGUCUCUGAGCGCAAUUGCAGCGGCAGGAAGAUUGGGAGAGAGCAGCACAGUAUCAGUCCUUCUCGGUGGCACUGGAUCUACUCUUCAGCAAGCUGCUUCUCAAGCAUCAAAGGCCCACCCAUCCAUCACCAAGGUUGUUGUGGCCGAUAUGAAAAAACUGGACCAUGACUUGGCAGAACCAUGGGCAGAAGUUAUUGUGGCAGCUGUUCGCAGUGACGAGUAUUCACAUGUUGUCACGGCAUCAACGUCUUUUGGGAAGAAUGUUUUGCCACGGGCAGCUGCCUUAUUGGACGUUUCUCCGCUCUCUGACGUGACGAGAAUUAUUGAUGAGCAGACCUUUGUGAGACCUAUAUAUGCAGGAAAUGCAAUGUCUACUGUACGAUAUGUAGGGUCUGGACCCUGCAUUUUUUCGAUUCGACCAACGUCGUUUGCUGUGUCAAGUGCAUUGCCACGUGAAGCAGAAGCCCCCAUAUCAGCUUUAGACACAUCAGGUUUAAAUGCAGUUUGUCAAUGUGUUUCAGAGAUUAUUGAGCGAUCGGAGUGGCUUGGACAGCAAGUUCAGGAAUCUGAACGACCUGAACUGGGAAGUGCUAGAGUUGUUGUCUCUGGAGGGAGAGGCCUGAAAAGCAAGGAGAACUUUGAAAUGCUGGAGAAGCUCGCAGAUAAACUUGGUGGUGCUGUUGGGGCUUCAAGAGCAGCAGUGGAUGGAGGAUACGUGCCUAAUGACAUGCAGGUUGGUCAAACUGGAAAAAUAGUCGCACCAGAGUUGUAUAUUGCGAUAGGAAUAUCUGGGGCAAUCCAACAUUUAGCAGGCAUGAAGGACUCCAAAGUCAUCGUCGCUAUAAACAAGGAUCCGGAUUCCGCCAUCUUUCAGGUGGCCGAUUAUGGACUGGCAGCUGAUCUGUUCGAUGCCGUUCCUGAGCUCGUUGAAAAACUUCCCGAGAAACAGAAAUUCGCAUAGUGAUGGAAUCUCGUCUGUAGAGCAGAACUGGCAUUUUGCGUCCUCACAAACAAAUGUAUAAUUGACGCUGUAUGUACUGUACAAAAUAUGACGCCAUUUUCUGUCUCAA